This is a messenger RNA of Diversispora eburnea, 1260 nucleotides long. NCBI's taxonomy places the organism in Eukaryota, Fungi, Glomeromycota, Glomeromycetes, Diversisporales, Diversisporaceae. The record is from the annotation of a GenBank genome assembly.
AUGUGGACUUUAUCUGGUAGACCUAAUUCAAUUAUCGUAGAUUCAGCAACAUACAAUAAUGAUAAUUCCAGUUGGGUAGAACGGGGCCAAGGAACAAAAUAUGAAAACGCAAAUCAUGUUAACACCAUACCUAAUACCCUUGAACCACCACCGGAGGGUAUUUCUAAUAUUGUAUUAUAUUUAGGAGAUAUUUGUGGUGGUUUUAUACAAUUACAAGAACAAUUAAAUUUUUCUUCAAUGUUUGUUAUGGUUAAAGAUAAUAUUUCUUGUAGUAUUCAAGAACAAAUAUUAAAUGUUGAAAAUGUAUCAAGUUUAAUAACUGGAAUAUUAUUUUAUUCAUCAAAUUAUGCUGGAAAAGUUCCCAACAACCUUGAAAAUAUUGAUUAUAAAAUUGAAAAACCAAACCUCCCAACUUUCUAUGUUAGUAAUAAAGUUGCUGAUGAAAUAAAAAAAAGUAUAAAAAAUUAUAAUGGAUCUACUAAUAAGAAUGAAAUACAAGCUUAUGUUACGAUGGUUCCUUUACAAAGAAGUAUUGCAUCAGCUUUACAAAUCACUUUUAUUACUAUUCUUUUCACUUUCUUAACCGCUUUUGCGAUUUUAGCUUGUUUACAAUAUGGAGUAACUCGGUGGAGAAGGCGAGGACCGAAUUCACCAACUCCUACAACGGAAAAUACACAACAUCCUGUUCUUGAUAAAGAUAUAUUAGAAAGUUUUCCUGUAAAAAAAUUUAAAUCUGAUAAUACUAAAGAAGAAAUAAUGAUAACAGUUAAAGAUGAAAAACCUAUGUUAAUAAAAGACAUUUUAAGGAAAAAGAAUCGAACAAGUUUAGUAGAUAACAAAGAUGAUAAUAGGGAAAUACGUAUUAAUAUAAUAGAAAAUAUUAAUAACAAAAUACCUUUAAAUCUUGAAGAAGAACAAAUAAUUUCUACGACAUCCGAAAAAAGAGAAAGAACAUCAACUGUAUUAUAUCAAUCCUCUCCAAAAGACUCUUUACCCUCUAUUUCACCGGACAUUCACGUUAAAGAAAAAGACAUGAGUCAUCAUAAAAUACAAGAAUUACAAACAACUUGUGCAAUAUGCAUAGAAGAAUUUCAAGAUGAUGAAUUAUUGAGAGUAUUACCAUGUGAACAUGAAUUUCAUGCCAAAUGUAUUGAUGAAUGGCUUACAACGAAAAGUUCAAAAUGUCCACUUUGUAAAUUCGAUUUAACACCAACAACAUCAUUUGAUCAACCAUCUUUAACGACAACACCAUCACUAUGA